Molecule: messenger RNA, 1002 nt
Organism: Seminavis robusta
Lineage: Eukaryota; Bacillariophyta; Bacillariophyceae; Naviculales; Naviculaceae
Source: the annotation of a GenBank genome assembly
AUGAACCUGCAUGGCCACCCACUACAUGCAUUGCGACAACAGAACGACUUCAAGACGGUCAAGAGUUUCAUCUGGAACAAAGUUAUUAGUAGUGCAGUGAGGACAAGAGCUGCUGUGAUUCUGGCUCUGAUCGUUUGCCUUUGCUCAAUAUUUUACAGCGACGCAUCUCCCGCCGAUCCCAGUACCAGCAUGUCGUCCGCGGCGGCAGCACACAGCGAGGCCACCCUGGCAUUGGCAAAGAAGGAAAGUGCCGAGCAUAUGCAUGGCAUGCAAGAGCUAUACGAUGAAAUGAGGAAACGUCCUCUGAUUGUCAAGGCUUACGGUUUGGAUGAUGCCAAUGCUCCAGCAGACGCUAUUAUUGUUCAUUUUGUACGUCAUGGACAAGGUUUUCACAACCUAAUGGCAGACCUCGCAAGUUCACAAGGUCGAGAAUGGGUGCAAUUCACCAAUACUCCUGAGAAUCCCUACGUGAUGCCAGAGAUUGUAGAUGCUCCUCUGACAGAAAAAGGACGACAACAAGCAUUAUUACUGCAAUCAGUGGUCAAGGAAAUGUCGACCAAACCAAACCUUGUGGUGCUAUCCCCCAACUGUCGUGCGAUCCAGACCGGCCUACUGGUAUUUGAGGAGCUCCUGGAGGCAGGAAUCCCAUUUUUGGCCCAUGAAAUGGUCCGCGAAGAGACCGGCAUCCAUGUUUGUGAUAAAAGACGGCCCAAAAGUCGACAAAUGAAAGAAUUCCCACAAGUGGACUUUGGCCUCCUGGAAUCGGAUGACGAUGUCAUUUUUCGUAACGACCACCGAGAAACCAAAGCCGAAGUGGGAGGGCGCGUUUACAAGUUCAUGGAAUGGUUGUCCGGACGUGAUGAAAAGGUGGUUGGUGUUGCUUCUCACUCGGGAUGGCUCUUGACCGUCUUUAAUGGCAUUUGUGAGUGUGAUGAAAAGUUGAAGGGAUGGUUUCAAACCGGAGAAAUGAGGAGCGUCAAGCUUUCGUUCGUUCGCAAGUAA